Solanum tuberosum (potato) is the source of this 2154-nucleotide messenger RNA. RefSeq names its product DNA polymerase epsilon subunit 2. Bases 176 to 1765 code for a protein of 529 amino acids. Gene Ontology annotation, cellular component: epsilon DNA polymerase complex. The record is from RefSeq and is a predicted model, not a curated record. Gene Ontology annotation, biological process: DNA-templated DNA replication; error-prone translesion synthesis. Gene Ontology annotation, molecular function: DNA binding. The transcript has 14 exons. NCBI's taxonomy places the organism in Eukaryota, Viridiplantae, Streptophyta, Magnoliopsida, Solanales, Solanaceae.
AGUCGGAGAAUAUCGUCAUCAGAAAAAGGGAUUUUUUUUUCCCGCCAAAUUGGGCAUAGACAAAUACCUAAAACCAGUGCCGUCUCCCGCCCAUACGCCAUUGAUAUCAGAUCCAGAAUUUCUUACAGCUCCACAAACUCUGAGAAUUUCAAACGGAAAAUCUGAAGAAGAAAAAAUGAGCGGAGUUUUAAGAAACAAAGUACAGAGGAAGUUCAAGAUGAGAGGUUACUCUCUCAAAGUCGAAGCUCUCUCCGAAGUCCUCUCUUUCCUUUCCCAUUUCCCCUCUGAUGCUCUCGACGACGCUCUUGAACUCCUUCUCGAUGAGCUUCACCAUCUUUCAUUGAAGUCUUCGAUUUUGGAUAGGGAACCGGUGCAUAAAGUGGUGAGCCUUUUAUUGGAGGCAGAUGCCGCUGUUGAAGAGAACCCUAGCUCCAGUUCUUCAUCUGCUUCUGCCCUUCGUGUUAUUGAUACUUUUAUUGUCCCUAAAUUCCGAUACGAUCCUGUUAAGAAGUUCUUUCAUGAGCACACAGGGAGGCUUCCCAUUCACGGUGAUGCUUCUGCAAAAGCCACCUUAUACAAGGAUAGAUUCCUCUUAUUGUUUCAAAGGGUAUCUCGUGAUCCACGGUUUUCAACCCUUGCUUUUGAUGCCUCUUCUUCUGAUUAUGGCAGCUGUGAGAUAUCUCCCAUUCAAUCUCUUGUUGGACGAGUAGGGAGAAGAUGGAUAAUGGGAGUAAUAUCUCAGUUGGAGGAUGGUCAUUUCUACUUGGAAGACCUUACUGCAGCUGUUGAAGUAAAUUUAUCGAGUGCAAAGAUAACUACAGGUUUCUUUGUGGAAAAUACAAUUGUCCUGGCAGAAGGUGAAAUGCAAUUGGAUGGUGUUUUCCAGGUCAGAACAUGUGGAUUUCCUCCAUUAGAGGACAGAGAAAAGUCCAUGGCUUUUUUUUCCGGACUAGACUUCUUUGGUGGUGGUAUUCUUACCAAAGAGGAAACUCUAAGGCUUGCAGAGCUGGAGAAAAAUGCUGUGAAUGAUAUGUUUGUUAUACUAUCUGAUGUAUGGCUGGACAAUGAGGAGACUUUGGGAAAUCUGGAGACAAUCCUCAAUGGUUAUGAAAAUGUAGAGGUGGUUCCAUCUUUAUUUGUCUUUAUGGGAAACUUCUGUUCUCAGCCAUUUAAUCUUUCAUUCAAGUCCAUCUCCAGUCUCAGAGUUCAGUUUGGAAAGCUUGGGCAAAUGAUUGCAUCACACCAACGACUAAAAGAGCAUAGUCGAUUUCUUUUUAUCCCUGGUCCUGAUGAUGUAGGUCCUUCAACAGCCUUACCCAGAUGUCCUUUGCCUAAAUACCUAACUGAAGAAUUUCAGAAAUAUGUUCCUAACGCAAUAUUCUCCAGUAACCCAUGCAGAAUCAAGUUUUAUACCCAAGACAUUGUGCUAUUCCGCCAUGAUAUGCUUUAUAGAAUGCGAAGAUCAUGUCUGAUACCUCCCUCAACGGAAGAAACCAGUGAUCCAUUUGAGCAUCUUGUUGCGACUAUAAUACAUCAAAGCCAUCUCUGUCCCCUCCCCUUGACGGUUCAACCCAUUAUCUGGAAUUAUGAUCACGGUCUACACCUAUAUCCAACCCCGCAUACGAUAGUGUUGGGGGACAAAAGUGAGCAGAAAGCUUUCAGAUACACAGGAGUUACAUGCUUUAAUCCUGGUUCCUUCUCAAACGAUGGCACAUUUGUGGCAUACCGGCCGUGCAAUCAAGAAGUAGAAUUAUCAGCAUUGUAACUUGUUGUAACUCAUGUAAGACAUUUUAUUAUCAAUUGAUUUUCAAAGUCAAAUAAUCUUGGGUGGAUGAGAACUUUUAAUACAGCCUCUCUACCAUCUCAAGGUAAGGGGUAAGUCUGCGGUAGGAUUAUACUAGGUAUGUUGUUGUAACACAAAAUUGGAUAUCCUCAUUCAAGACACUUUUUUGGUUCGAUUUCUUCACUUCUCCCUCGUGUUACAACAACAUAUCCACUGAAAUUCCACAGGAUAGAGUGUACACAUCAUAUUAUGUUAGAAUUUGAAAUUUUAGUGUAGCUCGAAUGUAUGUAGCAUGUUGUGACAUAUGGAACCUAUUUGUUCAAGAUGGCACAAGUUUCUUUCCUUUUGAGUAAUUGAGAAGACUUUUUUCA